CUUAGAUUUACCUUUGCCAUUUGUAAGGAAAAAACAAAAGAAAGCAGCUGAACAGUGAACGACCACUACGGUUAAAUGCUUGAUGACGAGUCAUUUUACAAUCCGACCAGUUCAGUGCAGAGAAUGAAAUUGUUGACGAUCUGAUUUUCAUGAACUUCCAGCAAAAUACUAUGACAGUUCCAGUAUGGCUGAUGGGGGUUUAAUGCUGCUUGGUUUGGUUGAGGAAGCUUACAGCAAGCAUGCCGACAGACAAGCUGUUCUGUAUGAUAAUGGGGACCAUCAGUCGAGCAUCUCUUACAAACAACUGUGGAGCAUUUCCAUACAGGUGAAGAAGUUGUUCACUGGGAGAGAGAAGGAAGUUGUAGGUUUAUGUCUAAAGAUAGAUCACCGCAUGCCAGCCAUUUUACUUGGGGUCCUUGGAUGUAAAGCGGUCUUCUACAACUUUGAUGUGAAGGGUUUUGUGUAUGCUAUGCAAGUGCUUAAAGAUGUUGGUGCCCAGGUUGUUUUGAUACACCAAGACUUUAUUCAGGCUGUACAGCAUUGCAUUGAAGCAGAAGAGGGUGUUUCCACUGGGCUCACUGUUCCUGGAUUAGAGGACUAUUUUUUAGUACAGUUUACAUCAGUUGUGAGAAAGAAACAUGUAAAUAGUCUGGCAUACUGUAUCACUACAUCAGGGACCACUGGCAAACCUAAAGUUGUUAUGGUUCCAAAUGAAUGUGUUGUACCUAACAUCCUUCAUUUGAGAGAACUGUUCUCCUUGAUGUCUGAUGACCUUGUUCUGGCAGCGACAGCUUUGACCUUUGACCCUAGUAUUGUAGAGAUAUUUAUGGCACUAAGUGUGGGUGCGUGUCUGUUGAUAGUACCUCCAGCAGUGAAAAUGAUGCCUGAUCGGUUGUUGGAGAUGAUUCACGGGAGGAAUAAAGUUACUGUCAUUCAGGUAACACCAACAUUGAUGUCCAGAUUUAAUGCCAGUAAGUCAUCCCAGACCAUCCUGGGAGAUAACUCUGUGAUGAGAGUUGUUGCCCUUGGUGGAGAGAAGUUCCCAUCAUGCUCCUGGUUACAGUCUAUAAAGUCGCCUAGCAACAAGACUUGUUUCUACAAUCUGUAUGGUACAACAGAGGUCUCCUGCUGGGCAACUUACUGUGAAGUUACAGAGGGAGACUUGAGGAGAUCAGCAGAAAUUUCUCUUGGCCAUCCUCUGCAGGGUACAGUGGUAGAAGUCUGUGAUGAUACAGGAAAUAUUGUUACUGAAGGACAGGGCAGGCUAUGGAUGGGUGGAAAGAGUAGGCAGUGUAUAAUAGAUGCAAGUGAGGAGCUGAAUUUUGAUAAGCUCGUACUGAGAGAUACUGGUGAUGAUGUCAGAGUAGAGGGGAACAGUCUGUACUAUAUUGGCAGGAGAGAUGAACAGAAAAAACGUAAUGGUCGGAGAAUUAAUCUGGAGGAAAUUAAAAUGGUGGGGAGGAGGAAAGUAAAUGUUCAUGACUGUGAGGUAAUGCUAAUAGGAGAUCAGCUGAUAAUGUUUGUUAUACUGUCACAACGCACAGCGAACACUGAUAUGGUCAGUGUAUAUAUGAAAGAGAACCUGCCGUCCCACUGGUGGCCAGAUAGUGUGAUACUUAUUGCAAACCUGCCAGUUACUGAACAUGGGAAGGUUGACAUGAAUGCUCUAGAGAACAUAUAUCAAGAAAGAUUAUGUAAUUAUGGUAGAACUAAUGCUAUCGAAUAUCUUAUGUCAGUGUGGAAGGAACUUACAAACAGAGCUGCAAGCAUACCAGAGGCCCAGAACUUCAUUCUAGCAGGUGGAGAUUCAUUGAAAGCUGUCAGACUUGCUAAUACUAUUGAAAACAUUCUGAAUGUGCAGCUGCCACAGCUAGUUGAUAUAGUGUUACAUCAAACAUUCAGUGAUGUUAGAAAAUAUUUGAUCUCCAUAGUGGGACAGGGAUCAGAACAGGUUGACAAAGAAAAAUCUGAGGGUUUGAAAGAUGAUCAAAUUGUUACUGAUGAAUUUAAUAAAGGGAAAAGUAUAAAUAAUUUUGAAAUUGAAAGAAAUACUAGUAGUACAUUAGAUGACUGUAAUCAAAAGUUAAUUACUACAAAGGAAAAGAUAAUGUAUAAAAGAAAAUUGGGUGAGGAUCAGACAUCGAAACAACUGACUAAAGUUUUAAAUGAUACACAGUUUACAGUUAGUAGAUGUAACAGACUUGACUACAUUAAUUGCACAGAGACAGUAUUUAUUCGUGGAAUGACUUGCAGAAAAAGAAAGGCUGCCUUUUCUGUAGCUGGAAAGAGAGACCAGUUGAAAGUAGUACAAGAGUGUUAUUUGAAAUUGGAAGAAAUGUGGAAAUACAACACAGGGAAAUGUGUAGAUGCAUCACCAUUGCUGGUUGUUAAAUCCAGUGGAGAGUUUAUUGUGAUGAUAGGAUCUCAUUCUCACAGAUUCUCUGCUAUAUGUGGCUCUACGGGAGAGAGGCUAUGGGAGACAACUCUUCCUGACAGAAUAGAGUCAUCUGUCUGUCUUAGUGCAUGUGGACACUUUGUUGUUGUUGGAUGUUAUGAUGGCAAUGUGUAUUGCCUCCAUGUUGAUACUGGGGACAUCUUGUGGCAGUUUGAGACUGGUUCCCAGGUAAAAUGUUCACCUGUAGUUGAUACUGAGACUGGACUGGUAUACAUUGGUUCCCAUAGUCAGACUGUGUACUGUUUGGAUGUUAAUGCACAUAGAGUGGUCUGGAAGAGACACUUACAGUCUGGCAGCAUAUUUUCAUCACCCAUUAUCAGUAAUGAUCCACAUCAGCUUUAUAUAGCAACACUUGGCGGGAAAAUGUUUGCUCUAAAUCCAAUAAAUGGAGAAGUACUAUGGGAGUACAGUUUCCACAAGCCAGUGUUCUCUUCCCCCGCCCUGACCCAGCAAGGUGUAUGUGUUGGUUGUACAGACAGAUGCCUGUAUCAUUUGAGCUUCAAUGGAACUUUGUUAUGGAAAUAUUCAACAGAUGGACAUAUAUUUUCGUCACCAUCUGUAUACAAACAUACACUAUCAGUUUCAAGAAAUGAUGGAACACAUUGUGUUGCCACAGACCAAACUGUAGACAAAAGUGAUAAAUUACAUUCUGGAAGCAUAGAAAAUAACAGAAAUUCAGAUACAAUCAGUAUUAGUGAAUAUGUAACUUUUGGAUCACAUGACAAAUGUUUAUACUGUGUUUCAAGUGAAGGUGAACUUAUCUGGAAAUUACAGGUAGAUGCUGAGGUGUAUUCUUCACCAUUUCAGUGUCAUAUAAGUGGUGACAGUCAUAAUAUAAGUUGUGAUAUACCCAAUGAUAUAUACAGUAAGUGUUUAGAAAGUCAAAAUAUUGAAGGAUCAGUUGUAGAAAAUGUAAUAGAUACUAAAGAAAAUUCAGAGGUUGGUUUAAAACAUGAUCAGCCUGGAAAUAUGUCUGAAAAUGCACUUUUAGACACUAGUUGUAACAAUUAUUAUACACAGGAAUUGCAGAGCAGUGAAUCUGCAGAAAACCCAUUCAUAAGAAAAUGGGAGUGUACCAAAUCUAAAAUUCUUAAUAAGUCAGAAUCUAGUAAGAAUGGGGAUCUCAUUCAAUGCCAGGAUAAUCCUGCACUUCAUGUGGUAGUUUUUGCCUCUGCUGUUGGUACACUGUAUAUCAUACAUGCUCCUACAGGAAACAUUCUGUGUAGGAGGCAGUUAGAUGGAGAAAUAUUUUCUUCUCCUGUGAUUUAUAACAAUACUGUUAUAGUAGGCUGCAGAAAGGAUUUUGUUUAUUGUUUUAAGAUAUCUUAGGGGCAUGAAAAGUCAGAUAAAGUCCAUCCCAUUCAGUUUUAUACUAUGCUGGAUAACCCCCUCCUUUUCUGUUUUGAUAAAUUAAAAAAAAAUGAAUUUGAAAAACACAAAUUUUGAGAUGAUGAAUCAGCAUGCCCACUCAUUUUUGUCGAGCCCACUUGCGGAAGCGAAGACAUAGUUGUCCAAAUGGCUGUUUGGUGUAUGUGCGUGCGUGCGUCCGUCCGUCCGGAUUUAUUUGUCCGGACCAUAACUUUGACAUGCAUGGAGCAAUCUUGUUUAUAUUUGGCAUGAAUGUUAACCUCAGUGAGAUGGAGUGCCGUGCGCAAACCCCAGGUUCCUAUCUCAAAGGUCAAGGUCACACUUAGAGGUCAAAGGUCAGGUACAAGAAUGACUUUGACCUGAGCAUUUCUUUUUCAUGCAUGGAGGGAUUUUGAUGUAACUUGGCACAAUUAUUCACCAUCAUGAGAUGUAGUGUCAUGCGCAAGAACCUGGAAUUACUACCCUUUGUUGUUACUUUAAAUAGCUUAUAUUGUAACUUUUUUUAUUACUGGUCGUAGGGAAAAAUCAAGACCACUUUUCUGCAGUACAACAUGCAUGUUACAUCCAAUUUUGAGGUGUUUUUUGACCUAUCUCUACUGGUAAGGAUUUUUUGUAUUGACUUCAAAUUUUUUUUUUAGAUUUACUUUCCUUUGUUGUUACUACAAAUAACUUAUAUUGUAACUUUUUGCAAUCUUUUUUUUAUUUGGCAUAAAUGUGUGCCUCAAUGAGACAGAGUGUCGUGUGCAACUCCCAGUCCUUUUGACAGCUGACGGGCUCGACAUGUUGUCCGUGGGCAUCUAGUUAAAGUUAAGGGUACAUGUACCACCUGCUUUUGCAAAAUAGGGGUACACUUCAAAAUUUGGGGGUACACUACAUGGCAGAUCUGACAUUUUUCUAUUUAACUUCUGAAAUUUGUAUAUGCAUGUUUUUAUUCAUGCAGAACUCUCGUGGGUGGGGUAUAACAGAUGAGAUAAUUUUAGAAAAUUUAAAAUGUUUUUCCAAAGUUAAGAUAGGAAAUUCUGAAUCAAAGGACCCCUCCCUAUAUUAUACUAAAUAUAAAUAAGUUUUCAGCAAGGUUCAUGUAUUCCCGAUUUCGUAAACGGAACACGAUUCGUCCGAAAUAACAUACAAUCUGACAACUGAAGUCUGGUAAAAAUCGCCAAUCAAUAAUAAAUGCCCAAACUAUUACAGAUAUGCAAUGUGUAUCAAAAUUGCAGUUAAAUAUCAAAAAAAUAAAAUAUUGUUAACCUUUUGCUGAGUUUAUAAAAACUAAAAUGCCUUUUUGCAUUUCGUAUCCAUACUUUCUUUGCACACAACCCGUGUGACGUCUGACUAAAGCACUUACCAAUUCCCUCUCUGGGGCUGAUAAUUACGCCGAGAAUUCGGUGAUGGAAACAAAAUUAUCACGUCCCUGGACCAGAUCUGUGUUUUAGACCAUACCAAACAAGUGGCAAAUGUGCGCGAUGAAAUAAACACCGAUUUGGCAGCUGAACAGGAGUUCCGAAUCUCUGCGUGCAUGUACCCCCAACCCAACAAGUGAUUUUUAUGCGUGCAUUUGAUAUUUUGUGCGUGAUUCACGUACUACAGUGCGUGAAUGGGCAUGCUGAUGAAUAUAAAUUUUUUAAUUAAAUGAGGUAGAAAAUUGUAGGUGGGUGACUUCGUAAAUAUUCAAGAAAAAGUUUGUCUUUGGCAAUCUUAAGUCAUGAGUUGUGGUAUGAAUUGUGUAAAAUAGAACGUGUACUAGUA
Mercenaria mercenaria is the source of this 5569-nucleotide messenger RNA. RefSeq names its product beta-alanine-activating enzyme-like. Gene Ontology annotation, molecular function: protein binding. Bases 185 to 3784 code for a protein of 1199 amino acids. Lineage: Eukaryota; Metazoa; Mollusca; Bivalvia; Venerida; Veneridae. Gene Ontology annotation, biological process: amino acid activation for nonribosomal peptide biosynthetic process. The transcript is spliced from 17 exons. The record is from RefSeq and is a predicted model, not a curated record.